UAAUUGGUAGUUCCCUUUCAACCGUCGUGCGGUGCGAUUCCCAUACUGCAAUUAGCUCCGAUCCUCGCUGAUAAUAUUCAACUCGGUUAAUAUCCUUUCGGUCGUAAAAGGAAAAAGGAAAUAUGCGUGUGAUCACAGUCAACCUUUUGAUGAUGGCAAUUAUUGCUGGCUCAACUUUUUGGCCAGCGAGUGCCCUGCAAUGCUACAGUUGUGUUGGAGAUGAGUGCCAUGUGGAAACGGUUCCGACGGUCACUUGCACCCUAGAUGCCUCUGAAGCAUUUGGAUUGGAUAGAAUGGCCGCAUUCAAUCCGUUCAAACGAUCUCUUCUUUCCGUAAUGCCACGAGCUGCAGAAGAUGACUCCACAACUGGAUCCACCACAAACGAGGACUCUUCCACAACCUCUUCAGCUUCUUCAACCUCAGGAUCUUCAACCGCAGGAUCUUCAACCUCCGAAUCCACAACAGAUUCUUCGACAGCUUCCUCUACCACAAAUGGAGAUUCGAGCUCCAGCUCAUUGGCUUCUUCCACCACAGAUUCUUCAACCUCUGAUUCUACAACAGAUUCAUCGAGUUCUUCUUCCACCACAAAUGGAGAUUCUAGCUCCAGCUCUUUAGCUUCUUCUACGACGGAUUCUUCAACCUCCGAUUCUACAACCGCUUCAUCGACUGCUUCUUCCACCACAAUCGGAGAUUCUAGCUCCAGCUCUUCAGCUUCUUCCACGACGGAUUCUUCAACCUCCGAUUCUACAACAGAUUCUUCGACAGCCUCCUCCACCACAAAUGGAGAUUCUAGCUCCAGUUCUUUGGCUUCUUCCUCUACAGAGUCCUCAACCUCCGAUUCUACAACGGAUUCGUCGACUCCUUCGUCCACCACAGAUAAUGAUUCCACCAGUAGCACGUCGGAAUCUUCCACCACCGACUCUUCAACAUCCGAUUCUACAACAGAUUCUUCGACAGCCUCCUCCACCACAGAUGAAGAUUCCAGCUCCAGCUCUUUGGGUUCUUCCACGACCGAUUCCUCAACCUCCGAAUCUACAACGGAUUCCUCGACUUCUUCCUCCACCACGGAUAAUGAUUCUUCCAGUAGCUCGUCGGCUUCUACAAACACAGAUUCGUCAUCGUCUGAAUCUUCCACCAGCUCUACAACUGCUUCGCCAUCUACAAGCCCAUCACCCCCAACAAAUUACAAGAUUGCAGCCUGUUACAGCAUCUACAAGGACGGAGUGUUAAAUCGCGGCUGUGUUAAGGUGCCCGAAGAACAAUCCGGCUGCCAGGCUGUGAAAAAUGAACUGGACAUAACAGAAGACUCUGCCGAUCAAUGCGAUAUCUGUUUGACAGAUCGGUGCAAUGGAAGCACUAGCCUGAAGGUAUCCCUUGGCGCCAUGAUUCUCCUCUUGGCGAUGGGACUUAAGAACGUGCUGUAAGAGAUGGUGGGAAAAUACUAUGAAUUAUGUAAAUACUUGUUAGUAAUUUGUAUUCAUUAUUAAAUAAUAAACGUUUACCUUGUAUCACUUUA
This is a messenger RNA of Drosophila yakuba, 1516 nucleotides long. RefSeq lists its product as uncharacterized. The coding region runs from base 123 to 1424 and encodes 433 amino acids. Lineage: Eukaryota; Metazoa; Arthropoda; Insecta; Diptera; Drosophilidae. The record is from RefSeq and is a predicted model, not a curated record. The transcript has 4 exons.